GCAAAGUGAACGAUGCUGGGAUGUACAGACAGCACUGCCAGGCUCUGAUCCGUUAUGUCUACUUCCCACCCUGCACGUUGCAUUCCCAAAAUGAGGUGACAGGCGAGAAGAAAAUAGGUAGAGGAGGACUAAAACGCUUGCUGCGUUUAGCAAUAACCGGGGUCUGCAAAUCGCCCUUGUCCUCAGAGCGUAACUAUAAAGACACCGGGGCCAAGCCGAAAGGAGGCGGAGUAGCUUUGUCCAGAGCUCACUUUGAAAAACAGCCACCCUCCAACUUGAGGAAAUCCAAUUUCUUUCACUUUGUUCUGGCUCUCUACGACAGACAGGGGCAGCCCGUGGAAAUAGAGAGGACAGCUUUUGUGGACUUUGUAGAAAAUGAUAAAGAGCAAGGCAAUGAAAAGACGAACAAUGGCACACAUUACAAACUCCAGCUCCUUUACAGCAACGGUGUCAGGACUGAACAGGAUCUGUACGUCAGACUCAUCGAUUCAGUCACUAAGCAGCCCAUAACCUAUGAAGGACAGAACAAGAAUCCCGAAAUGUGCAGAGUGUUGCUGACCCAUGAAGUCAUGUGCAGUCGGUGCUGUGAGAAGAAGAGUUGCGGCAACAGAAAUGAGACUCCGUCUGACCCUGUGAUCAUUGACAGGUAG
Eurypyga helias (sunbittern) is the source of this 650-nucleotide messenger RNA. Its product is annotated as transcription factor COE2-like. Gene Ontology annotation, biological process: regulation of transcription by RNA polymerase II. The record is from RefSeq and is a predicted model, not a curated record. NCBI's taxonomy places the organism in Eukaryota, Metazoa, Chordata, Aves, Eurypygiformes, Eurypygidae. Gene Ontology annotation, molecular function: RNA polymerase II cis-regulatory region sequence-specific DNA binding; DNA-binding transcription factor activity, RNA polymerase II-specific. The transcript is spliced from 6 exons. The annotation marks the transcript as partial.